AUGUCAGGAGACUCAGUGGUCGUUGGCUCCUUUGUGGCCGCAGACUAUUUGGUGUUUGCUCUCAUGCUCCUUGUGUCUGCGGCCGUCGGGGUCUACUAUGCCUGGACGGACAGGGGCCAGCAGAGCUCCGGGGAUUUCCUAAUGGGUGGCCGGAGUCUGACGGCCCUGCCCGUCUCCCUGUCCCUCACCGCCAGCUUCAUGUCAGCCAUCACUGUGCUGUCCAACCCUGCCGAGGUGUACCGCUACGGAGCCAAUAUUGGAUUUUAUGCUCUCUCCUAUAUAUUUACAAUGGUGGUCACAUCCGAGGUCUUCCUCCCAGUCUUUUACAGGCUGGCCAUCACCAGUACAUAUGAAUAUCUGGAGCUGCGUUUCAACAGAGCAACCCGUCUGCUGGGAACUUUCCUCUUCAUCAUUCAGACCAUCCUCUACACUGGAAUCGUCAUCUAUGCCCCAGCUCUUGCUUUAAACCAAGUGACUGGGAUAGAUCUGUGGGGUGCUGUUGUUUCCACAGGUGUGGUCUGUACCUUUUACUGCACAAUGGGCGGUAUGAAGGCGGUGGUUUGGACCGAUGUGUUUCAGCUUGGUGUCAUGGUUGCAGGCUUCCUGUCUGUCAUCAUCCGGUCCGUGGUCGUGCAGGGGGGAGUCCUCCCCAUCAUUUCAGAUUCACAACAAGGAGGGAGACUCAACUUUUGGGACUUUGACACAAGCCCUCUGAGGAGACACACUUUCUGGACCAUAACCUUUGGAGGGGCAUUUGUGUGGAUCAGCAUCUAUGGGAUCAACCAGGCCCAGGUCCAGAGAUACAUCUCCUGCAAGAGCCUCACACAUGCAAGACUAUCUCUGUACAUCAACCUGCUGGGCCUCUGGUCCAUCUUGCUGUGCUCAGUGUUUGCAGGAAUGUGUCUCUUCUCAGUCUAUAAGAACUGUGACCCAUGGACUGCUGGAUUGGUUUCUGCUCCAGAUCAGUUGAUGCCUUAUUUGGUGAUGGACAUCCUGCGAAACUACCCUGGCCUUCCUGGUCUGUUUGUUGCAGCUGUAUAUAGUGGAUCUCUCAGCACAGUGUCUUCCAGCAUCAAUGCACUGGUUGCAGUGACAGUAGAGGACCUGAUCAAACCCUACACUGACAUGUCUGAGAAACAUCUGUCCUGGAUCUCAAAAGGGCUGAGUAUCAUGUUUGGGAUUGUAUGCAUUGGAAUGGCCGGACUGGCUUCAGUCAUGGGAGGGAUCCUGCAGGCAGUCAUCAGUAUAUUUGGCAUCCUUGGGGGUCCUCUGCUUGGCGUGUUUACAUUGGGUAUUCUCUGUCCAUUUGCCAACUCCAAAGGAGCGUUGUCAGGUCUUGUGUCAGGGUUGGUUGUGUCUCUGUGGGUGGGCAUCGGAGCCCAGAUAUACCCCCCGCCCCCUGAGAUGAGCCGACCUCUGUCCCUGACCACUGCGGGCUGUAACUUCAGCACCGCAGGCCGCUUCAACUGGACCUCCACUGCUCCGCCAACACAGUCCUCCAUCACCACAGUCCCGGUAAAUGGCAAGCCUGUGCUGGCAGAUAACUGGUACUCUCUGUCCUACCUUUACUUCAGUCCCAUUGGAACCAUCAUAGCUAUCAGUGUGGGAUUGUUAGUCAGCCUUAUGACAGGAGGCAGGAAGCUGAAAGUGGAAUCCAGGCUUACAUUAAUGAAAGAAGACACAACUGUGUAUCACCUAUUCAAGUUUUUUAAAGACAGAGUUACGAGCCAAUCAGAAAAGAUUGAAAUGACGGGGGACAGAGAUAACAAAAUUGGUAGCAGUAAUCCUGCUUUCUGUGACGUUGAGAUGGACUUAACAAAAAGCAGCAUUCCAACAUAA
Molecule: messenger RNA, 1839 nt
Organism: Gymnodraco acuticeps
Lineage: Eukaryota; Metazoa; Chordata; Actinopteri; Perciformes; Bathydraconidae
Gene: slc5a8
Product: solute carrier family 5 member 8
Exons: 17
Coding region: 1-1839 (612 amino acids)
Biological process (GO): sodium ion transport; propanoate transmembrane transport
Cellular component (GO): membrane
Molecular function (GO): organic acid:sodium symporter activity
Source: RefSeq, a predicted model, not a curated record